AGGACUCUUUCUCUAUUUCUGUGCAUUAUCUAGCUAACUGCAGGCUCAUUCCUCCUCCUCUCUCUCUCUGUCUGUGUGCGUGUGACUAUGGAUGGUGGACUCCCCAUGCUAAACUGUCUCUUGCAGCAAACAUUGAGGAGUCUGUGUUCAUCUUCAGAUUCUUCUAAUUCUUCCAAAUGGGUUUACGCUGUCUUUUGGAGGAUAUUGCCUAGAAAUUACCCUCCACCAAAGUGGGAUUAUGGAGGCACUACCCUAGAUCGAUCUAAAGGAAAUAAAAGAAAUUGGAUCCUUGUUUGGGAGGAUGGAUUCUGUGAUUUCUAUGAAUGCGAGAGAACAGGAAGUGGGUAUAUGAAAGGAAAGUUUGGAGCAGAUAUUUUCUUUAAAAUGUCUCACGAGGUCUACAAUUAUGGAGAGGGAUUAGUCGGGAAAGUUGCAGCAGAUAACAGCCACAAAUGGGUGUUUAGAGAAACUCCAAGUGAGAGUGAUCCUAACUUCAUCUCCUCUUGGAAUAUGUCUAUUGAACCUCAACCAAGAGCUUGGGAAUUUCAGUUCAAUUCAGGCAUUCAGACAAUUGCCAUUAUUGCAGUUAGAGAAGGCAUCAUUCAAUUGGGUUCAUUUGAAAAGAUUCUGGAAGAUCUCAAUCUAGUGAUUAAUGUACAGAGGAAAUUCAGCUAUCUCCAGAGCAUACCAGGAGUGUUUGCAAUGCAAAGACCAUAUCUGCCCAUCCAACACCCGUACAUGCUGAAACCUAACACCCGUUUGAUAGAGAGCCAAGAAGGAGCUUUCUCAAUUGAUGAUAAGCGUCAAAUAUCAGGAGUAAAGAGAUUGUUCGAUGAAAGAUUUGAUGAUUUUGCCAUCAAGUCCAUCAACUUAGGCUGGAACAGCCCACAAAUUGGCAUUAGAGGACCACCCAUUUGGUCAAUUCCACCUCUUCUUCCUGCCAUGUCUUGCAGCCUUGGAGCUUUGCUAUCAAAGCUACCUUCUGUCAUCCCAUCCUAUGAUACCACUGAAGCCAUUGAUACAAAUCUGCUUGUCAGCAGUAAUAACAAGAGUACAUCACAGGUAGCCAAGGUUAAUAAUCAUGGUCUGGUAAGUCAAGGACAUGUUGCUAGUACUACAAAAGUUGAGUCCUCUUGCCAGUUAGAUGCUGGUAAACCCAUUUCUUUAAACCCUAAUUCUGAGUUAGAAAACGAGACUGUUGGCUUUGGAAAUCCGAGCAAGAGAGAAAGUUCACUGAACCUGAGUUGAUUAGGAGAAACAAAUUGAAUUUAUUAUUGGCUCACCUUCUUUUAAUAAAUUGUUGCAUUAUGAGAUUAGUGUACAUUUUUGUAAUAAAAAGAAACAACUGAAAAAAAAAAAAUAGUGCUGUUGUCUUUCUUUUUCA
Messenger RNA from Manihot esculenta (cassava), 1384 nucleotides. RefSeq lists its product as uncharacterized. The transcript has 7 exons. NCBI's taxonomy places the organism in Eukaryota, Viridiplantae, Streptophyta, Magnoliopsida, Malpighiales, Euphorbiaceae. The record is from RefSeq and is a predicted model, not a curated record. Bases 88 to 1248 code for a protein of 386 amino acids.